Molecule: messenger RNA, 5055 nt
Organism: Dunckerocampus dactyliophorus (ringed pipefish)
Lineage: Eukaryota; Metazoa; Chordata; Actinopteri; Syngnathiformes; Syngnathidae
Gene: pcsk1
Product: proprotein convertase subtilisin/kexin type 1
Exons: 14
Coding region: 299-2599 (766 amino acids)
Biological process (GO): protein processing
Cellular component (GO): trans-Golgi network; Golgi membrane
Molecular function (GO): serine-type endopeptidase activity
Source: RefSeq, a predicted model, not a curated record
GGGACAAAAAACUCACCUAUUUGACUGAAGGUAGACGCCGGAUUGACGUCAUAGCAACCGUAAUUUGACGUGUGAACGUCCACCAGUCGUGACCGCACACACACGCGUGCACGCACACAACCCUCAACCACCAAGUGUUUCCUUGACGGAGCAAAAAAGGCGACUUUUGUUCCCCACCGGGAAAGAGGAAUUGUUUAUUAUCACUAAUAAGAAGUGAUUUGCAGUAGUAGAUAGUUGAGGAGCUUCCAAGCUGCUGUGGGUGUAUUUUUUUUUCUCAUUUGGUUGAAUUUCCUCUGCGAUGGAAGUGAGAUGUCGUCCCGCGGUGAUGUGCUGUUUUCUCGCCGUACUCUCCUCCGUGGUUUCCCGCUCCUUGGGCUCGCCUUACGUGGACAGACAGUAUCUGAACGAGUGGGCCGUCGAGAUACCGGGUGGGCAGGAUGCUGCAGCCGAGAUCGCCCGGGAGCUGGACUACCAGCUGGUCCGACAGAUUGGCGCCCUGAAGGACCAUUUUUUGUUCAGACAUCGAAAACAUCCACGCAGAAUGAAGCGAGGUGCAGAACACAUCACCAGGCGGCUGUCGGAGGAUGAUCGGGUGCUUUGGGCAGAGCAACAGUACGAGAAACGGCGCAACAAGCGCGCAUCCCUCGGGGAGUGCAGGGACUGCCCGGUGGACAAGUUGUUUGACGACCCCAUGUGGAACCAGCAGUGGUAUUUGCAAGACACAAGGACGUCGUCCUCGCUGCCCAAACUGGACUUGCACGUCAUCCCCGUGUGGCAGAAGGGCAUCACUGGGAAAGGAGUGGUCAUCACUGUUCUAGAUGACGGACUGGAGUGGAACCACACAGACAUCUACUCAAACUACGAUGCAGCAGCCAGCUACGACUUCAACGACAAUGACCCAGAUCCAUUCCCCAGAUACGAUGCCACCAAUGAAAACAAGCAUGGGACCAGGUGUGCUGGUGAGAUCGCCAUGCAAGCAGACAACAAUAAAUGUGGCGUUGGGGUGGCCUUUAACUCCAAGGUUGGAGGCAUUCGCAUGCUAGAUGGGAUUGUAACGGAUGCCAUCGAGGCUAGCUCCAUUGGCUUCAAUCCAGAACAUGUGGACAUCUACAGUGCCAGCUGGGGACCCAAUGAUGAUGGCAAGACGGUGGAAGGCCCCGGUCGUCUGGCUCAGAAAGCAUUUGAGUACGGCAUCCAGAAGGGCCGAGGCGGGAAGGGCUCAAUCUUUGUUUGGGCAUCAGGUAACGGUGGCCGCCAGGGGGAUAACUGUGACUGCGAUGGCUACACAGACAGCAUCUACACUAUCUCAAUCAGCAGCGCCUCCCAGCAGGGCUUGUCUCCAUGGUACGCUGAGAAGUGUUCCUCUACUCUGGCUACAGCGUACAGUAGUGGAGACUACACCGAUCAGAGGAUUACCAGUGCUGAUCUCCACAAUGAGUGCACUCAGACUCACACCGGAACGUCGGCCUCAGCCCCGCUAGCUGCUGGAAUAUUUGCCCUGGCACUGGAGCAAAAUCCAGACCUAACAUGGAGAGACCUGCAGCACAUUGUGGUUUGGACUUCAGAGUUCGAUCCCUUGGCUAAUAAUCCAGGUUGGAAGCGGAACGGAGCAACACUGAUGGUUAACAGUCGCUUCGGUUUCGGACUGCUCAAUGCCAAAGCCUUAGUUGACCUUGCUGACCCUGCCACCUGGAAGCACGUGCCUGAAAAGAAGCAAUGUAUAGUGAGGGAUGACUCCUUCCAGCCUAGGGAGCUGAAAGCCGCAGGGGAGACCACUAUAGAGAUUCCAACUAAAGCCUGUGCAGGGCAGGAGAACGCCAUCGGCUCACUGGAGCACGUGCAGGUGGAGGCCAGCAUUGAAUACACUAGGAGAGGAGAUCUGCACAUCACACUCACCUCGCCGGCUGGCACCAGCACAGUGCUGCUCGCUGAACGUGAGCGGGACACUUCGUCCAAUGGUUUCAGAAACUGGGAUUUUAUGUCAGUCCAUACAUGGGGAGAAGACCCUUCUGGUACCUGGACCAUCACAAUCACUGACACUUCCGGACGCAUGGAGAAUGAGGGUCGAAUCUUGAACUGGAAGUUGAUUCUUCACGGAACAUCGGAGAAGCCAGAGCACAUGAAGAAGCCUCGGGUGUACAUUCCCUACAAUGCUGUGCAGAAUGAUCGCCGUGGUGUGGAACAUAUGGAUGACAUGAUGGAGGAGCCCACUGAGGCCCAUCCACCUCUAAAGACAAAAACACAAGCCUCAGCUCCUUCUAACACAGAGAAAGAACCCCGAAAACCAGCAAACACCCCCACACAGGCCUUGCUGCGUCUCCUGCAGACAGCUUUCAACAGGCAAAGCUCCGCCUCCCAGGAGCCUAGGUCAGCCUGGAGGAAACAGCAAACUGGAAGAAUGUCCUCCCUCCCGGCAACACGAACCCCACCGCAGAAGCUGUACCAAGCUCUGGACAUGAUCAACAAGUAUGGUGGCCCAGAGGAUAGCGUCUACAGUGACUAUAGCGACGGCUUCUACAGCACCAAGCCUUACAGGCAUAGGGAUGACCGCCUGCUGCAAGCUCUGUUCCAGAUGAUAGAUGGUGAGGAGCGGAAGUGAGAGAAGAGAGAACAGUGUGAUUUUGUGUUGGUUGGGAAGCAGAGGAACAAGGCAAAAGAAGAAAGAAGGAGAAAAUUGGCAAUGCGAGAAAGUGACAUCUAAACUCUCAUUCAGUUCUGUGUUGUCCCCCAAAAUGCUGCAUAGCUGAUCUCCUUAUUUUCAUUUCAAAACUUACUUAUUUUUUAUGCAGAUUGAUUUGGUUCGUUGGUUUGAAUCCAAGUGGAACAUCUUUGCUCUCGGUGGUCACUCACCUCUUUACUGCCUGCUCAAGCACGCCGUCAUUAGAAUAUAUAUUUUCUCAAUACAUACAAAGACAAUGAUUGUAGCAUGGAUUUGUCAACAAUAAUCCCUAGUUUAGAUGCUGAUAGUCCUGUUUUGAGUCAUAUGCCAGUACUGUGCAAAAAUCUCGGGCCACCAUUAGCUUUGUUGCUUUAAUGACUUUUUUCACAGCGUCCACUCCGACGUAGUAAAACAGUUAACAGAUACAGUUAGCAGCGAUCUCAUACUGUGUUCAUUCUAAAACGUUGCAGCGGAAUUAUAAUUUAGUGUUUUCCUUGUUUGAGUCACUAUGAAUGUGAAUCGUCCAUCACUUUUGCACAGUAUUGUAGCUCUCGAGUGCAUCUCACACUAACAUAUUAACUUUAGAGGGAAAAAUCAUCUUCAAAUAGUGAAUAUCAACAUUACUUUAAAUCAAGUGAGCUUACACUUAAACCUCGGAAAACAUUUUUUCACAGAUGAUUGAUUCUCAGGGUGUCUGCAAACCACGCUCUACAAAAAAUAAAAUACAGUGUGGAAGAUCAUACAGUGACAAACUAUAAACAGUGACGUGCGGUGAGGUUCAUGGCUGGUGCGGCACUGACUCCUUUGGAGGGUUUUUUUACGUUAAUGCAGGUGUCUCAUUAAAAGGAUAACAACAAAAAGAAGCGCAUAAUUCACUUUUGUUUAAAAAACAUGUUUUCAAAUACUAUUUUUUUAUUAACUGAAAAACAUUUGUACUCUUACCUUUUAUUUGUAGCCUAUAUUAAGUACUUGCAACCUAUCCUUCUCCAGGAAAAGCUCUGAUACUUUGUUGUAAAACUCUGAUCACCUCCUGGUGUGUUUAGAUGUAUGAUGCUACGUCUUGGCAGUCAAAUACAUUCUUUCAUUCAGCAGAACAUAAAUACAGGCAGCUUUCUGGCUCUAUGGUGCAAAAAAACACCCCAGCUUUUCCUUUCUAUGGAAGUACACAGCAGUGACAAGCACCUUCCAGCUCAAGCAUGCCCGCACACCUUCAGGAUGAGGCAUGUACUGCAGCGCCUCAGCGUAUGACAUUUGACAUGUAUUUUACUGUCCGAUUAGCAAGAAUAAUGAUGCCACGCUUACAUUAAAGAAAUCACACAGGCUGCAGAAAGUCAUGGUGUGUAAUAAAUGUUUCUGCAACAUAUUAUAAGCGACAUGCUGACAAACACAAACUGGCAGGUGCCAUGUCUACUCAGAUGGCAGGCUGGUCUUGUAGCUGAGAAGAGGCGCUCGUGGCAGCCUCAUCUUAGCUUUCUGCCCUGGAAAUUUUCACACAGGAAAUACCCUUAGAAUAUAGUUCAAUGGGCAUAUUAAUAUUUACUUUGCGUUAUCAUUAUUUUGUUAUUUUGAUGCCCUACCUCACCUACCUCCCCUGACCGCACGUCACUGAGUGUAAAGAUAAUCCAACUGUACUGUCACGCUCUAAGAAUAUCUUUCUGCAUGAUAAGAAAAAGUACUGUGAGAGAAGCUACAUGUUUAAGUUAAGAAAAACACAAAAACAAAGUGAUCUUUUUAUUUUGCAAUUUUGUUUGAUUUUGUAUAAGUACUAUGCUGCAUUAAAGGAAAUAUUUUUCUAAGAAUCCUCAUAGUUUAUGAAAUAAUAUAUGAAUCCCUCAAAGAGUUUAUUCUUUCAUUUGAUUACUGCAACAGAACACUGCCAGUUUGUUGUCAAGCUUCUGUGCGUUUCAAUGAAAAGUAUUGGUUCUUUACCUGUCCCAUGUCAAAUGUAAGCCGUUCCUUUAAACGUUGCAGUAUUGAUUUAGUGAAAUAACUAUUCUGCUCUUAAUGGAUGUGUUAAACAAAGGCUCUGCAUGACAACCUGCAGUCACAUUUGUGUUAGAUGAUACAACAGCAUACUUACGUCCACAUAUUUCAAAGCAAGUUUGUACGUAACGAAUGAUCAUAAAGCCUCUAUGCAGAGCCCCUGUAGUUCAGUGUGAAACUGCCAGCCCCGCUUCUCUGCCAACAAGAAGACAGGAUAAGGAUGAUGUUUUGAAAAAUGCUGCACCUUGUAAUUUAUUCAUAGCGUAGCCUAUAUUAUAAUCUUUUACCUUUCUUUGUUUUGGCUGAUGCUUCAGUUCCGAAUUGUUUAAACAAGCCAAAAUUAUGUUGCAAAUUCUGUAUGGUUGUACAAAAAUUAGAGAUUUGUCGUAAUAAACUGCAAAGUGACCUCUUGA